Eucalyptus grandis is the source of this 1164-nucleotide messenger RNA. RefSeq lists its product as uncharacterized. Bases 213 to 902 code for a protein of 229 amino acids. NCBI's taxonomy places the organism in Eukaryota, Viridiplantae, Streptophyta, Magnoliopsida, Myrtales, Myrtaceae. The record is from RefSeq and is a predicted model, not a curated record. The transcript has 6 exons.
AUUCGCCUCGCCUGGUUGGGGAGAACAGAGAUUUUGUCCGUGGCCCACGGAAUAAUAUAAAUUAAUUUGAUCAUUCCUCUGUUUAGAUCAUCAUUUCGUCGAGACCCAUUUGUUGGGAUCAGCGCUAAGUGCCGCUAUUGAUCAUAAAGAAAAGCAAGAGUUCGAAAGGCUUUUCGGUAGAGGCGCACCAAGAAGCUCGAGUGAGCACGUCAAUGGCGAGGGCCAGGAAAAGGGUUCGCGCGACUCGUCGUGCUGCUGAUGGAAGCGCAUUCCAGAAUUGCGAUACUUGUGGGGAAUCGGUGGCAAUCGCUUUGGCCGACAUGCACGAGUGCGAAGAACCCAAGAAGGAAGUGAAGAGAUUCAGAGGGUUCUGUGGCGUUCUAAAGAGUAACUACGUUGGGGAAGAGAGCGCCGCCGAUCAGCCCAGAUCGGCCUUUUGCUUCUUCAUGGAGAGCUUUCUUAGGAACAGAGAGGGUGUACAUUCGAUUGAUGUCGAAAGAGAGGGAUUUGAAACAUGGAAGAACAUGUCCGUCGAGGAGAGGCAACCGUACAUCAUCCAGGAGCGAAAGAUAGACUCAGUUUACCGGGAAGCUUUGCUUCGAGAGAUAAAUGAUGCAUCUGAGAUGGAAGAUGAGGCGGACUCUGCUAUGGUUGGGAAAUUCGAUCUGGUUCGUGAAUUUUCUUAUGCUAACUUGCGCACAGAACUCCUCUUCUUUCCCAAGCAUGUGCCUUUACAACAUCCUCUUCGUAAUCAGUCGCAGUUCUAUGAAGACUAUGAAGAUGGUGGCAACGACGAUGACGAUGAUGACUCCGGUUGCUUCGAAGCAUUCCCUAGCUUCGACACCUAUGAAUGGCGAAUGGUCCGCUCCUGGGUCGUUAAGAAAGGUGAAGCUGAAGGUUGAUGGCUGUUUCAAAGGUUAUCGAUCUGGUCGACUUACAAAUGACGGUGCUAUGAAAUGUGGACGCUGCGGAAUUUUGGUGAACUCGCUGUGUUCAGAGAAGGAUGAGUCAUAUUGGCUAUUGUAAAGAAACAUGGAUGUGCAUAAGUUUUGUCAGUCGGGAAAUUCUUCCACUCAAACUUGAAGUCGCUGAUCCAAUCCUAGAAUGAUCAAGCUCAGUGCUAAAAUCUGUGCUUUAUCCCAUAUCCUACUGUCAAAGUUUGCA